Plasmodium gaboni is the source of this 1356-nucleotide messenger RNA. RefSeq names its product pyridoxal kinase. Gene Ontology annotation, biological process: pyridoxal 5'-phosphate salvage. Bases 1 to 1356 code for a protein of 451 amino acids. Gene Ontology annotation, cellular component: cytosol. NCBI's taxonomy places the organism in Eukaryota, Apicomplexa, Aconoidasida, Haemosporida, Plasmodiidae. The transcript is spliced from 3 exons. The record is from RefSeq and is a predicted model, not a curated record. Gene Ontology annotation, molecular function: pyridoxal kinase activity.
AUGAAGAAAGAAAAUAUAAUAUCUAUACAAUCACAAGUAUUUGAUGGAUUUUGUGGGAAUAAUAUAGCAGCAUUUGUUUUUAGAAGAAGAGGACAUAUUCCUAAAAUUUUAAACACAGUACAAUAUUAUUCAAAAUUUAAACAUAGUGGUGUUGAAUUAAAUAGCCAAGAAGUAGAUGUUAUAUUAAGUGAAUAUAAUAAAGAUCAAGAAUUUAUGAGUGAUAGUAAUAUUUAUUUUCUAACAGGUUAUAUCAAAAAUGCGGAGUGUGUUGAUAUGGUUACCAAGAAUAUACUUGAAUUAAGAAAGAAAAGAAAAAUACAAAAUGGGAAAAAUAAUGACAAUGGGAAGGAGUAUAUGAAUGGACACAUGAAUGGUCACAUGAAUGGUCAUAUGAAUGGUCACAUGAAUGGUCACAUGAAUGGUCAUAUGAAUGGUCACAUGAAUGGUCACAUGAAUGGUCAUAUGAAUGGUCACAUGAAUGGUCAUAUGAAUGGUUACAUGAAUGGUCACAUGAAUGGCUACACGAAUGGCCACAUAAAUGAUCACAUGAAUGGCCACACGAAUGGCCACAUGAAUGGCCACACGAAUGGCCACAUAAAUGGCCACAUGAAUGAACCUAAUGUGGAGUAUCCAAAUAGACAUAUAAAUUCAAGUGAACAUAAAAGUUCCAAUCUAAUUAUUCCUGAAGGUAAACUAAUAAAUGAAAAAGAUAUGCAUAAGAACAAUAUAUUGGCAGUUUCUCAAAGAAGAAAAAAAGAUGAAGAAUUAUAUUCCAUAGAGAACAUAAUAAAUUUAAAUUUUCUUUGGGUUUGUGAUCCUGUUAUGGGUGAUAAUGGAAGACUUUAUGUUGAUGAACGUGUUGUAGAAUCAUAUAAAAAAGCGAUUCAAUAUGUUGAUAUUAUUACACCUAAUCAAUAUGAAACUGAAUUAUUAUGUGAAAUGAAAAUAAAUGAAGAAAAAGAUGUUAUAAAAUGUUUAAAUGUUUUAUUACAUAAAGGUGUCAAACUUGUUAUCAUAACGUCUGUAAAUUAUAAUUUCGAUAAAGAUCAUUUAUUUUUAUAUGUUUCAUUUUUUAAUAAUAAAAAUAAAAUAGUUUAUUUUAAAUAUAAAAUUUUAAAGAUUCAUUUUAAUUGUUUUGGAAGUGGUGACCUUUUUUCUUGUUUGUUAUUAUCUUUUAUAGUAAAGCAAAAAGGAAAUAUCCUUCACAUAAUAUCCAAGGUUUUGAAUAUUCUACAAAAUGUCAUAAAAAAUAGUCUGACUGGGUUGGAAUUAAAUAUAAUAGAAAAUCAAGAUAUAAUCGCAAGUGAUGGUUUAAUUAAUGAUGUUUUAAUUAAAGAAGAGCCUGUAUUUUUUUAG